Molecule: messenger RNA, 477 nt
Organism: Solanum tuberosum (potato)
Lineage: Eukaryota; Viridiplantae; Streptophyta; Magnoliopsida; Solanales; Solanaceae
Exons: 1
Coding region: 1-477 (158 amino acids)
Molecular function (GO): protein dimerization activity; DNA binding
Source: RefSeq, a predicted model, not a curated record
AUGACAAAGGAAAUGAGCACUGAAAGAAAAAUUGCAUACCAAAAAGCACGAAAUGAGUUUUUCAAAAUGGCUCGAGAACUCAACGCCUCUCAUGGUGUUGAGAUUGUUGGCGUCUUCUAUAGUGAUUACCACAAAAAACCUCUGAUAUAUCCAAAUCAUGUUGCUGCUAUCAAAACCUUUGAAAAAUUUAGAAAGUUAUAUGUGCAGGAGCAACCCAAAAACAUGGUGACACAAGAAGAAAUCACCAAGCAAUUAAUAAUUAAGAAGAUGGAGGAACUUAAAAAGCUAAGGAAAAAGAACAGGUUCACGGAGUUGACAAUUAAGGUCUAUGAAAUGAAAAAGGAAGAUUUUUCUGCUAACAUGGACCCUAAAGAUGUCAACGAUUUGUUGUACGUGGUGAGAGAAAAUCUCAAACAAAUGAAAGAAAUAUUGAAAGCAAGGGCUGACAAUGAGGGUUCCACUUUGAAUAUCUCUUAA